Molecule: messenger RNA, 7093 nt
Organism: Formica exsecta
Lineage: Eukaryota; Metazoa; Arthropoda; Insecta; Hymenoptera; Formicidae
Exons: 8
Coding region: 29-4354 (1441 amino acids)
Cellular component (GO): nucleus
Source: RefSeq, a predicted model, not a curated record
CGUCCGGGAUGUCGCUCACGGAACCAAGAUGGCAUCUGAGGACGGUGCGGGUAUCGUGUCAAACGUAGGAUGCGAUGUAAAUAAUACGAGCGAUCGAGCGACGAAUUUAGUUGGGAGCGAGGCAACGGACGGCGCGACGUCCGGAACGACGUGGCAACUCGGCGUCGUCGAGAGGACGGCCAAUCGCGCGAGCGAACCCGCGCCUAAUUCGCCCGGGACGCCCACGGGUUUCCCUGCAGCGUCACCGUUUCACGCGAACACGGAAGGGCACGCGUUACAGAGGGACUCGGGCCCCGCGAGCUCGUCUGGUGAUGUGGGUGAACGGCGAGCGGGCGAUAACGAAACGUCCAGCCAACGGCGCAGCAUGUCUCAUCCAGGGACCGACCUGGACCGCAGCGUUCGUCUUCCGGAGGAAACAGACGGGAAUCAGUAUCAUUGCAACAAUGAUGUAGUACUAAAAGCUGCCAGAGAACCGAUUCAACAUAUUAUACAUGCUGAUUCUGCAUGUAACAACGACAUGAUGUUAUCCGGAAAUAUGCAUGCAUUAUCUACAAAGGUUAAAUUAGAAGGCUGCAUGAAUUUCUCCAACAACACACCACAACUUGGGGAAAGUCCGCAGAGCAAUGGUGAAGUAAUCAGCAGUCCCAGGAGUCCUGACUAUCCUCCAAGAGUUUCUGUCAGCCCACAUCCUCAUAGUCCGGACACGACGUUCUCUAUCAGCAUGAUGUCGGCAAAUUCUACAGUUAUGGACACGGCGAAAUAUAAUGAAGAGAGUCCUGAUAAUAUAGCUAUGCAUACAGACGAAACGACCGAGUAUCCUUUUUGCUCAUCGCCAUCGGGAAAGAUAGGCGACUCGCAAGUUGAUAUCACGAAAACGGAAUCGAGUAAACAACGGGAUGCCGCUGAUGAAAAAUACAUCACAGAUAGAGAAUUAAAAGUAGAAUCUAUUGAGAUUAAGAAGGAACCAACAGACUCGUUACAGGAACUUGAAAAAGUUAAAUCCGAAUGGUUAGAAGAUAGUUUCUCCAUUACUGUAACGGCAGAUAGAGUAACUGCUGCAACAGCAGCAUCUCAAGACAAGUCCACAAAUGCCACUGUUAAUUCAUCUUCCAGUUCACAUUCAAAAACCUAUUCAUCCUCGAGGGAGAAACGUUCGAAAGAAGACAGACGGCACUGCUCACGGUGUCAAAAACGCAAAGGGAUAAAAAGAGCGAGUAUUGGUGUACAGUGCAAACGGGAUCGUCAUGUAUUAUGUGGUAAACCUCUUUCCUUCUCCAAAUCGACCAACGAGAACCUGAGGUUAAAUCUACAAACGAAAAACUACAAGAUGCUUAAUAAUCCUGUGGUGAAAAGUGAAUUGCUGGAAGGCCUAAAGUACAAGAAAUUUAUUCACAUUGAAACUUAUCCCAAUGGCGGUGCGACGGUGGUCCAUAUGUAUCAAGACGAAAUUGAAAGUUUAUCGCGCGAACAAAUGGAAGAAUUGGCGCAAGAGUACUUCAAGGUGGUUUUCGGGGAAGACGAAAAUGGUAAUGCUUAUCAUGUUAUGGGCAUAGUACACAAUGCAGCUGCAUACCUACCUGAUCUUUUGGAUUACAUGGCGAAUAAUUAUCCCACAUUAACUGUAAAGAACGGAGUAUUGGGUAGGAACAGCGAUAUAGAAACCACCACAAUGGCUCAAUACAAAGACCAAGUUUGUAAAGCUUAUAGCAACGGUACCAUUAGAUAUGGACCGUUGCAUCAAAUAAGUCUUGUGGGCACUGUUCACGAGGAAGUCGGCGGAUAUUUUCCAGAUCUACUGCAGAAAUUGGAAGAGAAUCCGUUUUUAAAAAUGACGAUACCUUGGGGACCUUUGUCCGUUGUAAAGAUGGAUACACCACAAGAAUCGAACGAUGGCCCUAUCCUAUGGAUUCGACCAGGUGAACAAUUGGUACCAACGGCCGACAUAAACAAGAGUCCGUACAAACGACGCAGGACGGGUAUCAACGAACUGAGAAAUCUGCAAUAUCUUCCGCGACUGAGCGAGGCACGGGAGUAUAUGUUCGAGGAUCGUACGAAAGCACACGCCGACCACGUUGGUCAUGGAUUGGACAGGAUGACCACGGCGGCGGUCGGCGUGUUGAAGGCCGUUCACGGCGGCCAGGCAUCCGGAUACAAUAGGAUCACGAAGGACGUCGUGGCUUUUUACGCCGGUGAUUUUACCGAACUCGUGGAAAAGCUACAACUAGACUUACACGAGCCGCCGAUAUCGCAGUGCGUGCAGUGGGUGGAGGAUGCGAAGCUGAAUCAGUUACGCAGGCAGGGUAUCCGUUACGCCAAGAUAAAUCUCUACGAUAAUGAUAUAUAUUUUCUACCGCGCAACAUUAUCCAUCAAUUCAGAACAGUCUCGGCCGUCUCGAGCAUCGCUUGGCACAUUAGAUUGAAGCAGUAUUAUCCAGAGUCGCAGCAUAGUUCGAACACUAGGCAUAGUCGUGCGAUAAACGAGUCCGCUCAUCGUAUCAAAGAGAAAAAACCUCUGGAAGCCGUUGGCAUAGGCGAUGAACAAAAGGAGAACACGAAUCGCCAGCGUUUGGAGCAGAAACUGUCGAUCGAUCCUCUCGAGAAAGCAAAAGAAAGGGCGGCCGAAUAUCAGGGUAAUCUGAAGAAAUCCGAUCAACACGGGAAGCAUCGCAAGAGUCGACAUCACUCCAAACACUCAUCACUUAAACAAAAGAAUAAGGAAGAUGGUAACGGCAAUGCAUCAUCGGAUCCGUUUGGCAGCACUAAGUCAUCCAAGAGCGAAACCAAUGAGCAGAAACAGAGUAACGACAAGAGGGACGAGAAGAGAUCAGAUAAGAAGCAUAAGGAUCGUCGCCGCAGCAGUGACAAAUCUAGCAAUCAUCACACGCACAGCAGCAGCAGUAGUUCUGAUAAUUGUCACUCUUGUAAGAAGAAGAAAUAUGAUAGCAGCGGUCACAAGCUAGAUCAUCGUUGCAGUCACCAUGAGAGAUCCAGCAGUAAAAGCAUAUCGAGUAAAGAAACUAUUCCUAAUGUAACGGAAACGAGAACAGUUUCGAAAUUCGAUAGCUCGUCUUCCUUGAAGGAUGCUAAGAGACGACUGAGCGGAUUGUCUCCGUUAGAGGACACUUCCGAAACCGGAGAUUGUCCAAUCGUUCUCGAGGAGGAGAUACUAAAACAGCGGCAGACCGUUGCCAAAACGUACGCCACCGAAGUGGUGGACAGGGCGCUGGAGAUAGCCAUCUACAAAUCGAAGACCGACGUUGAGGAGGUUUGCCAAUCCCUGCGUGCUGAAGUUUCGGAAGCAUCGAAGGAGGUACUAGAAAAAAUUCAUAAAGAGAGCUUUGAGAUCGUCGAACAGUGGUUUAAGGACGAUCCCACGAAACUGGAAAGAUACUGCCAUCUAUUAGAAAUGAAGACCGUGUUGGCGUUCACGUCAAAGAUGGAAUGUGCAACGGAAAAUGCCGUUAAGGCGCUGAUCGAGAUGGCGGAGGACGAAGCAAAGGAAAGAGCGAAAAAUGAGAAAAUCGCUGAUUUUGCGACCACUGGUGACAACCCAUGCGGCGAAGAUUCAACGAUGUUAACGAAGACAACGACGACGACGACGAUGACGACGACGACAACUAGUAUCUCCUCGUAUCCUUCCAUCAUGACCUUUACGUCUCCAUCUACUGAGAACGAUAGACACAGUAACAGCAGGACCUUUUCUAAAGUUUGUUUUUUUUCAGACAGUAAAGCAUUGUCUCUUGAAACGAGUCAGAGUCAGUCGCACUCGAAAUCAAAGUGCAAGUGCAGAGACGAAAAGGACUACAGGGAAAGAAGACACAAGAAGAAGAGAGAUCACGAGAGGCGGGAGCGAAAACAUGAUCGACAUCAUCAGAGUCCCCAGAUAAAAUCCGACUCUAAAACAUCUGACGAUGCUGCGAGCGUUCCCGAACUGUCGUCGCACAAUUAUCCAAUCGCCGAAAAAUCCGAACGUUCAAACUCAAAGGAUGACGAGAAGAAAUCACAGGAGAAGAGGAGGAAAUGCCAUUGUGGCCAUCACUGCAGUCACAGACACGGGGAGAAGAGGUCGUCUGGAAGCAGUAACAUCGACAAAGACAGAGUCGAGUCAUUCCCACUUGUGACGUUGCAUCAUUCCCACUCUUCGAGCUCAAAACACAAGAGGAAGUCCAGCUCGUCCAUGGAGCAAAAGGAACCGAAGAAAUUGUAUGUAGUAGAAAAGUAUUCGACCGCGCAAAUUACCGAGUCGAGCACGAUGGUAAACGUGACGACGGUGACAGCGGGCGCGAUCACGACGACGAUUACGACGACGACGACAGACUUGUUGCCGGAAAACACCGUUGUGUCAAACACGUGAAAAGGUUACUGCAAUUAUUCUUGACGAUUAUAGUACAAUCCGCUCGUUAGGAGCGCGAAUCUUGCACGCGACGGGACGAGAUCGAUGUUUCGACUCGACUGCCAGUGCGAAGCCUAAACGAAUUCUCAUCCGGUGCGGCUAAACGUGCGAGCUUUGCAAUUGGAGCGAGAGAGGAGAGAGACGAGAAACGGAGAAGAAACUAUGCAUCAGAGAAUCGUAUCUCAUCCCACACGAGACUCGCUUAACUUAUUUAUGUAUGCGUUCUUCUAUGCGUAAAUUAUUUAUGAUUUUUCAUUGGCCAUCCUGCGAUAACAUGAAACUCGGUCCAUGCUACGAAAGAUUUAUCGCCAUUUCUCAAUCGACGCGGCCGUUUUGCAAUUCUUAAUAGCGCAAUUAUAGAUUUGUGCUAUAAUCGAAUAUUUAUAUCUUAGAACGUAGGACGUCAUAAGGAAUGGAAAUAGGACAUCUUGUGUGCGCGUGUGUAUGUGUGUAUGUAUGUUUACGUUUGAGUGUGACGAUAAAUGUGACAAUUAAGGUACUGAUCGUAGGAUAAGGAAGACACUUCUACACAUGGUUUUAUGUUUGAUAUACAAAAUCGUCGCGAUGAGUCAAAGUGACUUGACGAUAUCCUUUAUAUUAUCUCUCGAGAGUUUAUCUUAACGAAUAAUAGUUACGUAUUACAUUAAGGAUACCCUAACUCUCUCUCGCUAGAGUUGCUGGGCGUUACUAGGUAUCGCCAAUCUCCCUAUAAUUCUUUCCACGAGGGGCAUGAAAUGAUAUCUUUUAAUCGCGAAGAAUUGUUCUUCCCUUUCUUUCUACGCUGAAUCGUUAAAACCUUAUAUACGUUAACAGAUGUACAAACUCUUCGCCUUCGCAGACAGAAAAUUAUUUGAAACAGUGAAACAUUGCGGCAGACUGAUCGUUAACGAUAUUUUCUCAGCUCGACAGGAACGGGUUUCCGGUCAAUCUAUAAUUCUCUACAGAGUCCCGAUUUCCAAGAAACGCCGACGUAGAUUUCCGUACAUAAUCGAGAGUAUAUCGUUUUAAAUAAAACAACAACACACGCGAAACAGUCUGACGAAUCUUGACAGGACACGUUGUACAUAUUGAAUGUGCCUCGCGUUUGCGACAGCGAACUUUCUUUUUCAUUAUAUAUCUUCCCGUAUUUCGUUAUGAUGUAUAUAGUAAUGACUAUAUUCGCCGUAUGCUUUAUUUUGUAAGUUGGUCGUGUUAGCGACAUACGUUAUAUUCUCCAUUCUCAUAUAUUGGGACACUAAUAAAAAUGUCGAUGUUACGCUUUCGUUAUACAGGAAAACCCGCUUUUAAACACACGUGGCUGUCUUAUUUUUAUUUUACAUUUAUAUAUAUAUAUAUAUUUGACGCUGCAAUCAUUUAUAAUUUUCAAUUAUAUACCAGCACGUUACUUUAAGAUAAUUUCGACUGCAGAUUUCUGUUACAAUGCGACUUUUCAAUAAAUAAGUUUGCGCAGUGUAAAUAUGGAGCGAAUUCUUUUACCGGCUUUUCUCGCGAAGCGAAGUGAAAUGGGAAAAAAAGAAGAUAAGAAAAAUAUUUAUACCGGGUAAUAACGUACGACGAAAGUGUACACAGAUGACAGAUAUAUUUAGUAUUCCGUAUGGAAGAUAUAUUCACGAUUUACUGAUAGAAUCGUUUUCGAGCACAUGACAAGCGUGUACAAUUGCUGUAAAUUCUAGUUCCAUAGAAUCGUAGGUGCCUAAAGUCUCAGUAAUGAUCCAAUAAGAUGAUCGUCAAAAGUGAAUCUAUUCACCCGCAUAAAUAGAGACUUCUUUUUAGACACUUUUCUAUCCUAGAGACCUUUUCUAAAGUUUGUUUUUUUUCAGACAGUAAAGCAUUGUCUCUUGAAACGAGUCGUUUCGGCGAAUUUAAAAUUGACAAACGAGAGAGCACAAGGGAGGAAGAGAGUCGCGCGCGAACAAGAAAAGGAUGCCAAGAUAUGAAAUAUCAAUUUGAUAGGCAACGAGCGGACAAUUACUUAAGAGAAACACCGAACGGUGCGUCCUCGCGAAAAAAAAGGACCAAAAUUAAAACCAAAGGCCUCCCCUCCCCCCUCUGUGAGAGGAGGCUUGGAUACAUUGUAACACUUUUUCAAGGCUUGAAUCAAAAUAUUAGAAUUCUCUUGUUACAAUUAAAUCCAAACCUCCCGUGAGCAAUUCGCUCGUAAAGUAAUGGUGAAGAAAAGCAAAUAAUCAUAGGUGCUGAAUACUAAACGACAUUUGAUAUUUUAAGGUGCCUUCGCUCUGUUCGUUGCAGUAAAGCUGUACCGGUGUGUACAACUAUAAAGCUAUUGAUUUACUCGAUCCUGUAAGGAUAAAUCUUGGUUUCCACGUGUGUGUACAAGUAGAACAAGUGUAAAUUUUCAUCAAUAGCGAUGAAUACGAGUAUAUUGACGGACAUGCUGUUUUCGCUUCCAAAUGUUUCAUCGUGCAUGUGAACUUUCUAAAGAGAAAGAGAGAGAGAGAGAGAAAUAUCAGCAAUGUGAGUAGACUUUUUUUCACGAAAGAGACUUGUAGACUGCAUAACAGACAUCUGUAUAAACAAUUGUAAGAUACUGAAAAUUAAUUUAGAUCGUCGAGAAGUCCCAGCAUUUACGCGAAACACUGAUCGCAGAAGUCAGAUUUUUUUUCUCAAAAAUCUCAAUUGCAAUACGAAUAUCAAAUUAAGAGAAUCAUGCCGAUUAAAGAGACAUGCAACGACAAUUUA